Salvia hispanica is the source of this 1011-nucleotide messenger RNA. NCBI's taxonomy places the organism in Eukaryota, Viridiplantae, Streptophyta, Magnoliopsida, Lamiales, Lamiaceae. The record is from RefSeq and is a predicted model, not a curated record.
AUGCGCCACUCCCUCUUCCUGCGCAUUGUUAAUGCGUUGUCCGCGCGUUACCCCGAGUUCCGGCUCCAGCGAGACGCAGCAGGGAAGCCCGGACUAUCGCCCCUACAGAAAUGCACUGUUGCCAUCCGGCAGUUGGCAUACGGAGGGUCCGCCGACAUGUUCGAUGAGUAUCUGCAAUGCGGCGAGACGACUGGCAACGAGUGCCUGAAGAAUUUCUGUCAGGGCGUGCGAGAGAUAUUUGGGGAGCACUACCUUCGCUCGCCGGACGCAGCUGACUGCCAGUUCCUACUGGAUUGGCACUGGAGGACCCACGGCUUUCCGGGGAUGCUCGGCAAAGCAUCGACUGUAUGCACUGGCAGUGGAAGAACUGCCCAACCGCGUGGCGAGGCCAGUUCACUACCGGCUACAAAGCGGAUCAACGGGUUAGGCCCCUCCAUCGAAUUCACGGCCAAUGGCAAUGUGCAUAACAUGGGGUACUACCUGGCUGACGGCAUCUAUCCGCAAUGGCCCGUGUUUCUGAAGACGAUCAGAUGCCCACUCGGAGAUAGAAGAAGGUAUUUUGCCCGAGCGCAAGAGUUUGCGCGCAAGGAUGUGGAGAGGGCAUUUGGGGUGCUCCAAUCGCGAUUUGCACUGGUAAAGGGCCCGACGCGCUUUUUCUACCAGGGGGAUAUUGCCGAUAUCAUGUAUGCGUGCAUCAUCAUGCAUAACAUGAUCAUCGAUGAUGAACACGAAGGCGUCCUCGACGUCACCAACGACCCAAGUGUUGCAUCAUCGAGUCACGGUGUCUCAACCGAGUCCGCCCGCCAGGGUGUACCGCACAACGAACAUGAACGGUUCCAGGCGUUCAUGGACAUACACCAGAAGGAGGCCCAUCAAGCACUACAACACGAUAUCAUCGAAGAAUUGUGGAUUGCUUGGAACCACAUGCCGAGUAGCUUGCCUAUGUAUCGCAGAUUGAUUGCUUAUGUAUCACAGAUUGCAUACUACGUUGUUGUCACGUUGUCACUUUAA